CUCCCGCUCAACUCCCUAAAUACCCUUCCUGACCAUCUUCUUUCUUUCCCAAAUCUUUUUCUUCUCUUUCAACAGAUUUCAUUUCUGAAGCAUGGCUGCCAGGGCUCAGUUCUUGAGGGAGUACAAGCUCGUCGUCGUAGGUGGUGGUGGUGUUGGAAAGUCGGCCCUGACUAUUCAGUUCAUCCAAUCCCACUUCGUGGAUGAAUAUGACCCGACUAUCGAAGACUCGUACAGAAAACAGUGCAUCAUCGACGACGAGGUCGCACUCCUCGACGUUCUCGAUACCGCCGGACAGGAAGAGUAUGGAGCCAUGCGGGAGCAAUACAUGCGCACGGGCGAAGGCUUCCUUCUCGUCUACUCUAUCACCUCCAGAAACUCGUUUGAGGAAAUCAGCAUUUUCCACCAACAAAUUUUGCGAGUCAAGGACCAGGAUUCCUUCCCCGUCAUUGUUGUGGCUAACAAGUGCGAUCUCGAAUAUGAACGUCAAGUUGGCAUGAACGAGGGGCGUGAUCUCGCCAAACACUUUGGUUGCAAAUUCAUCGAAACCUCGGCCAAGCAACGAAUCAACGUCGACGAGGCAUUCAGCAACCUCGUUCGGGAGAUUCGCAAGUCAACAGGGAACAACAAACCGGUCGUCCUGCCAUCGCAGCAGGUGGAGGUGGUCCAGCCGGCUCCUACACCCAGGACAGGCACCACGAUGAGGCACCUGGAUGCUGUGCCGGAUGUGUUAUUGCCUAAACGCCACGCCGAGUUGGGGUCCAUUGUCGACCCCUAUCGAUGUCCACCACUGCCGACCACCAUUCCUACGUUCCCUUCCUACGUGCUAUCCCUCGUUCACCAUCUCCUUACCAUUGCUUUAUAUUCCCCGUAUUCUCACCCUUUCGAUCUCUAGUAUUCACCGUUGUUCCUGCUUUCUGCUGUGUUUCGUUUUCAUUCAUUUCAUGUGGCCCUGCCGUUUGCAAGUCC
Coprinopsis cinerea okayama7#130 is the source of this 966-nucleotide messenger RNA. RefSeq names its product Ras protein. Lineage: Eukaryota; Fungi; Basidiomycota; Agaricomycetes; Agaricales; Psathyrellaceae. The record is from RefSeq and is a predicted model, not a curated record. The coding region runs from base 92 to 892 and encodes 266 amino acids. The transcript is spliced from 7 exons. Gene Ontology annotation, biological process: signal transduction. Gene Ontology annotation, molecular function: GDP binding; GTP binding; GTPase activity. Gene Ontology annotation, cellular component: plasma membrane.